CAUCGCCCAAUCUCGUACAGCUAUCUCUUGGCUCGAAGUAAGAGGCAACAUGUGAUCUGAUGACAUGAACGGUAACUGAUUAGCUGAAGCACAAAAAUGAGAUCAUCACCAUCAGCUGGCCGAGGAUAACGCACUCAGCUUACUUUAGCAGGACACAUUCCCUGCUCCUCCUUCCUAAAUCUUCAAACCCCUUUUUCUCUCUCUUCCAAAUUUGUUCAGUUUUCCCUUUUUAAUUUCAUCUGAAACCCUUGACUGCUAUUAAAAUAAACAAUUUCCAUCAAAAUAUUAUUUGGGGUUUUUCAAUACCCUUGAAAUUGGGCGCUAAUCAAUGCCAAUUUUCAAUCAUGAACUGUAUUUUUUUGGGAAUUUUUUCUGGGUCACAAAGAUGCAAUCUUUGAGGUGAGAUUCUGGAUUUUUUUGCGUUUUUUAGUCUUUUAUGAUGGAGAUUUUUUGUGGGUUAUUACUGAAUCUUGAGAUUUUUAGGGUAUUUUGUUGUUGUUUGUUGUAGAUUUCCCUGGAUGUUUCAAUAAAGGGUUUUGAAUUGCAUGUACAUUUCAUUUGUAAUUCUGAGCAGAUUUGAUUAGUUUAGGUAUGAAUUUAGCCUUUUUAUGGAAGGAUUUUGAGGUUUGAUUGAAGAUGCAUUGGGGAUUGUUUGGAAAUUUGGUGCAGAAAAUUAUUUAGUUGCAGUAAAAGCAGGCCUGAAUUGUGAAUUUUGUUUUAAGGUAAUAUUCUUGUGGUUGGAAUGCAAUCUUAAUAAACCAGUUUGAGGUAACUUGUGAUUUUGUUGCUUCAAUUGAGAAUGGAGGAUGAUAAGGGUAACGGUUCGAGGUAUAUUUCGAAAACAUAUGGUCAGAAUGACCAGCAAGAGUAUGGUUCCUCGCUCCGCCCUAAGGGUUCUGGAUUCAGUGAUAGGUACCCUAGGGAGAGUAAUCAAUAUCCCGGUGAUGAGGAGGAAGAUAUAGAAGAUGAAGAAUUAGGGGAAGAAGAUGUGGAAAGGAAUGGUGUUCGAAUGAUAGGCAAAGAUACUUAUGAUGAUGAGGAGGACGAGGAAGAAGAGGGGGAGGGGGAGGGGGAGGACGAGGAAGAGGAGGAUGACUCUGAUGAUGAAGAAGACGACGACAAUGAUGAUCAUGAGGAUGGUAAAAGAUUUAAUGGGAAGGCAGAGGAUAUCAGCAAUGGAAAGCCUAGGAAGAAGCGGAAGUUAAAGACUAUAAUAUCAAAUUAUGAAUUUGCUCCGCGUGUGCCCACCCCAACCGUUCAGAAAGCUACAUUGCCUCAAGCUCAACCUACAUCGAGUGGGCAAAAUUCUGUGGGAGAUUGGACUGAAAAAGAGACUUUUGCCUUAUUAGAUGCAUGGGGAGAGCGGUUUCUUAGACUAGGCAGGAAGAGUCUUCGUUCAGAUGAAUGGCAAGAAGUUGCAGAAAAAGUGUCACAGGAGACAAAUGUUGAAAGAACUGAUGCUCAAUGUCGAAAUCGAUUGGAUACAUUGAAGAAAAAGUACAAAAAAGAGAGUACCAGGUUAACAGCAGGUGGAAGUGGCGUUAGCCAGUGGGUUUUCUACAGAAGGAUGGAUAUGUUGCUGUCUUCUUCACAUCAGCAAACUGGCCUUUCAUGUGGAAUUGACUCGGGAGAGUAUGUAUUUAUGAACUCUAACGUGUACUUGAAUCGUGCAAAUGGAUUGGAUGAGAUGAGAGAUAGCCCAGGAAAUUCAGAUUAUCUGAGAGAUGAGGACGGCGAUGAUUCAGAUGGACUCCCACCUAAGGGAAAGAAGAAUAAAGGGAGAAGAGUUGACGGUUCUUCUGUCCAAUUGCUCGCUGAUUCUAUUGAGAAAUUCAGUGAGGUAUAUGAGAAGAUUGAAAGUAAUAAAAGAAAGAAGAUGGCAGAGUUGGAAAACAUGAGGGUGGAUUUCCACAGGCAACUAGAAACACAGAGGAGGGAAAUUCUGGAGAGAGCUCAAGCCGAGAUUGCAAAAAUAAGACAAGGUGAUGAUGAUGAUGAUGAAGAAAAUGAUCUCUCUGCUGAAAACCUCAGUGGAUAAUGAUCUAAUAUGUAGUGGUUAGUAUUCAGUUGUAGCUCGUAAAUAAUGUAAUUCAUGUUCAUCGAUUGCCUGCUAAAUGUUGUACCAUAUUCUGUAAUAGGGGGUUAGCAUGGACAGGUUGUAUUUUUACAGAUUCAGGCACCUCAUUUGACAGUUUAUAUGAGUUUCUUAGGUUAAAGUCGAUUCAAAGACUUCAACGCUUGGCAGAACUAUAUGUAUUCCAAAUCAAUGGAAAUUUAUAACUAUAAUGCCUGUUUAAGUC
Molecule: messenger RNA, 2300 nt
Organism: Chenopodium quinoa (quinoa)
Lineage: Eukaryota; Viridiplantae; Streptophyta; Magnoliopsida; Caryophyllales; Amaranthaceae
Product: trihelix transcription factor ASIL1-like
Exons: 1
Coding region: 800-2038 (412 amino acids)
Cellular component (GO): nucleus
Molecular function (GO): transcription cis-regulatory region binding
Source: RefSeq, a predicted model, not a curated record